Molecule: messenger RNA, 1839 nt
Organism: Aureobasidium melanogenum CBS 110374
Lineage: Eukaryota; Fungi; Ascomycota; Dothideomycetes; Dothideales; Saccotheciaceae
Product: WD40 repeat-like protein
Exons: 6
Coding region: 1-1839 (612 amino acids)
Biological process (GO): mRNA splicing, via spliceosome
Cellular component (GO): U4/U6 x U5 tri-snRNP complex
Molecular function (GO): U4 snRNA binding; U6 snRNA binding; protein binding
Source: RefSeq, a predicted model, not a curated record
AUGUACAACGCGCAUCGCGGCAUAGCCGGCGCUCCGGCUCCGCCAAACAACCGUCUUGUCGAGCUGCUCGAGCAGGUCCGCGCCGAGUUCGAGGCGCAGGGUGGACGUGCAAACGAGUAUGAGCAUCAGCUCGCAAACCAAAUCCAGGAGAUGGAGCUCGUCCGCAGCAAGAUCUUCCAGCUCGAACAGACCCAUAUGCAGAUGAAGCAAAAAUACGAGGAAGAUAUUUCCCGUUUGCGCCGCGACCUUGAGGCUCGUGGAGGCCCCAGCCAGUCUUCGCACACUGGCCCUUCGCAGCCUCCUCCGCCUUCAAUUGGCCAUGGUCCGGCCAACCUCUUCCAGGGCAUCAUGGCCGGCGCUCAGGGUGGCCCGGGUCUUGCUCCGCCUCCUCAAGACGGCCCACCUCAGGGAGUACCUGCCCAUAUCCAAGGUCCACCUGGAUUGAAUUCUCCUCCAGGCCCUCCUCAACAUGCUCCUUUCGGCGGCUACGGCCAGCCCCCAGCUGGCGUCAAUGGUUAUGGCCCUGCUCCUCCUCAGCCCACAGCUUCUCCCGGCCCUGGCAAGCCCCGAACCAACGCUCGUGGUCCUCCUGGUAUUCCCGGAACCCCUCAGCAGAACAACGCAAACCCUUACCCCGGUUCUCCCGCUAUGGCACGUCCCACUCCUCCUCCCGCUCUUGCGCAACAACAGCAGGCUCUUUCUCUUCCCCAGCACCAGCAAUAUACCCAAGAGCUUGGUGGUAGCGGCAACCAGUUGGUCGACUUGGCUGUUGAAACUCUUCCCAGCAACCUCAAGCGCGAGGGUGAAGACUGGUACGCUGUCUUCAACCCCCGUGUCCGUCGCACCCUGGAUGUUGAGCUCGUCCACAACUUGGCCCACCAGAGUGUAGUUUGCUGUGUUCGUUUCAGCCGCGAUGGAAGAUUCGUUGCUACUGGUUGCAACCGAUCUGCUCAGAUCUUUGACGUCGAGAGUGGCCAGCAGGUCAAGCAUCUGCAGGACACCAGCUUGCCUCAGGACGGUGAUCUUUACAUCAGAAGUGUCUGCUUCAGUCCUGAUGGUCAAUACUUGGCCACUGGUGCCGAAGACAAGAUUAUUCGCAUUUGGGAAAUUGCCGCUGGCCAGAUUCGUCACCAAUUCGCUGGUCACGAGCAAGAUAUUUACUCUCUUGACUACUCUUCUGAUGGUCGUUACAUUGCUUCAGGAUCAGGCGACCGCACCGUUCGUGUUUGGGACAUUCCUAACAACCAGUGUGUUCUUUGCUUGACCAUUGAAGAUGGCGUCACUACCGUCGCCAUUUCACCCGACAACCGUUUCUUGGCCGCUGGCAGUUUGGACAAGAGUGUCAGAGUAUGGGAGUUGGCGAGCGGAAACCUCCUCGAGAGACUUGAAGAGGCUGGUGGCAACCCUGGCCACAAGGACAGCGUUUACUCGGUCGCAUUCUCACCUGGUAGCAGAGAACUUGUCUCUGGCAGUCUGGACCGAACUAUCAGAAUGUGGGAGCUUCAACCCCACUACCCUGGCAAUCAAAACAUGCCACCAAGAAACCCCCGUGGAGGCAAGUGCAUUCGCACUUUCGAGGGUCACAAGGACUUUGUUCUCAGCGUUGCACUCUCGCCCGACGGUGAAUGGGUUUUGUCUGGUUCAAAAGACAGGGGUGUUCAGUUCUGGAACCCUCAAACUGGCGAUGCUCAGCUCAUGCUCCAAGGACACAAGAACUCGGUCAUUUCAGUCGCACCCAGCCCUGUUCCAGGCGGUCUGUUCGCUACUGGAAGCGGAGACAUGCGUGCAAGGAUUUGGAGGUUCGUUCCAUGCUGCUAUAAUUAUAUGGUUCGUGACUAA